Molecule: messenger RNA, 14553 nt
Organism: Planococcus citri (citrus mealybug)
Lineage: Eukaryota; Metazoa; Arthropoda; Insecta; Hemiptera; Pseudococcidae
Gene: HERC2
Product: E3 ubiquitin-protein ligase HERC2
Exons: 80
Coding region: 203-14191 (4662 amino acids)
Biological process (GO): protein ubiquitination
Molecular function (GO): zinc ion binding; protein binding; ubiquitin-protein transferase activity
Source: RefSeq, a predicted model, not a curated record
UUGCUAUCAGCUGUUCAAUGUAAAUAAACACAAAAUGUUGAUAAGUUCAGAAAGUUCAGAAUAGUUCGCUGAGGUUUGAGUUCAAAUGGUUGUAUAAAUAAUUUACUUAAUGAAAAUUGAGGAACACCUUACUUGGAAUUGUUCGAAAAUACGAGCGAUGUAUUCUCAAAAGAAUUUGUAAUUGUGACGCCGCUAGCUCAAUAUGAGCACUAAGAUCGAUUUCCAACUAAAUCCGGACAGUCGUUUGGACGGGAAAUGGCUGAAAACAGAUUUGGAGUUAGCGUUGAAGAAAAACAACGUUAUUCAUUACUGGAACGAGUUACUUAAAGAUGGUGAAUUAGUUAUCCAAGAGUACUGUAAUUCUAAAGCUUCUACUCCAGAAACAGAUAUCUGUGGAGUGGGAAAUGACAUCGAAACGGGACCAUUUUCGAGUAAAAAAUUCAAAUCCGAUUUGGCCAGCGUUUUGGCGGGUAAUACAGCUUCACAGAAAUUGAUCGAUUCGUGGACGUGGAGUAAAAGUACAGAUUUACAAAAUAUAACCGAUUGUAUCAAGUUGCUCCAAAAAGAACAGCAACUGUUAUGCGGUGUAGUCGCUGGAAACACAAUUUCAUCGUGUAGGCUUCAACAACGCGUAGUGGUAGCGUAUCGUUAUUUUUUAGCCCUCAGGAAACAAGCCAGUUAUCAAAAUAUUGAUCAGAAUAAGACCUGGAAUGAGAUCAAUAAUGGUGAAAAUAACAGUUUGUUGGAUCAUACUUUUGAAUUGGAAAUCAACGAUAAUUUGCCAGCGUGUUCCUCGUUGGAAGAGCAAAAUAGUAUUUAUGGUUUGGCUCGAAUCGGCACCAGAACUGCUUUAAAUUUUGCUUUCGCUUUUCUCAGACGAGCGUGGCGAUCAGGAGAAGACUGUGAUAUUUGCUCCGAGUUGUUACUUGAAACGCUAGAUGCUUUGAGAGCUUUACCAGAAGCAUUAUUGUUCAAAGAACGAAAAAUGUCCGCUGUGUGGAUCGAUAUUUUGGAAAAAUCUUCGUCAUUUUUGCAACAAGUUGUACUUUGCGAAAUACUGAAUUCUCCAGAGAGAGAAGUUCCUCUAGUGGAUAGGCAGUACGCGUUACAAAUUUUAUUCGAAUUGGCUAUGCAGAGAGGAACUGUUACCGCAAUGAUGGAAAUGAUCUCCCUACUUCUAAUGAUGUCUGACAAAAAUGAUCAUUUGGCUGGAAACAGACCUGAUAAAGAAGAAAACAGCUUUCCUUUGGUACCAUUUUUAAAACGUCUUCAGCAAGUUUUAAGGUCGACGUUCCAAAAACUGAAUGGUUACGAUAUCUGGUCUGAAAAAGAUAGUGAUGAUAUAGCGACUUGUCCAACCGAAUGCUUUCUGAGAUUUUUGGAAUUUCCUUCAGACGAGAACGCUGUAAUCGAUUUGAACGUUGCUGCUGUAAUUAUUAUGGCAUAUCUGAAUCGAUUAAUUAUUCCGUAUUUACCAACUGCUGCCUUUUUAGAUAAUAAAAAGCUCAACCAAAUGGUAUUCGCUUGGGGUUGGCUGCCUUGGGAAUCGCGAAAUAAAUCUUCUCUGUGUCAGACAAUCGGAGAACUAGGUGUUGUCAAGAUUGUUCUAUCUGAUAAAUAUUUGUUUUUUAUCUCGUUUGAUAAGAAAUUAUAUUUGUAUAAUUAUAUCGGAGAUCCUCAGGGAGUUGAAAUGGUGACCGGUUUAAAUGACAGAAAUAUCGUUGACAUCGUGGCUCAUCCGGAAGGUAGACAUUACAUGGCUUUAACAGCCGAAGGGACCGUUUAUUCUUGGGGUAAUGGCGAAGGAGGUCGAUUAGGUCAUGGAGAUUGUAACCCACAAGAAUACCCUACUCUUGUUGAAGCUCUUCUAGGCCACACUAUUGUUCGUAUCGCUUGUGGAAGUACUUAUAGCGCUGCUAUAUCAUCUCAAGGAGAAUUAUUCACUUGGGGGCGAGGUAAUUACGGACGUUUAGGACAUGGCACGAAUGACGACGCUAAUAUUCCUUUACUAGUCGACGAACUCAAAGACGUAAAAAUUGUAGAUGUAGCUUGUGGUUGUGGCGACGCGCAAACCCUCGCUGUUACCGAUACAGGCAUGGUUUAUUCGUGGGGAGACGGGGAUUACGGAAAAUUAGGACGAGGUGGCAGCGAAGCGUCCAAAGUACCAAAAUGGGUCGAAUCUCUGUGUCACGUCCGCAUUACACGUGUUUAUUGCGGAUCGCAAUUCAGCGUCGCUCUUACCGCUGAAGGAGAGGUGUAUACUUGGGGCAAAGGUGACCAUUAUCGAUUAGGACACGGUACCGAAGAACAUCUGCGUUUUCCUAAAAAAGUCAACGGCUUAAAAGGUAUGAAAGUGAAAAAAUUAGCUGUCGGAGUUACCCAUACGAUCGCGUUGUUGGAAAAUGGCGACGUGUACGGAUGGGGUAAAAAGGAAUACGCCCAUGCUGCCGAGAGCGAUGCUACCGGAGCUGUUCCGGAACUCGUGUCUACCGUUAGAUCGAACAAUAUUGCCGGUGUGGCUUGCGGAGUUACUCAGAGUUUUGCUUGGAGUACACCGAACCAUUCGAAAAUCGGCACAAGAGUUCCAUUCAUCACCGAUAUUUGCGAAAACAGUAUUAGCAAGUUGAAUAAAUUACUGGUCACCGUGUGCGAAGGAGUAACAACAGUCUCGGACCGGCCACCGUCUCAAGAAAAAGAAUGCUUGAUUGUGUCCACAUUCAAUAUCUUGCAGCUUCAAUUGCACGCCAUUUCCGUUAAUAACGUGGAUGCCAGCGCUAUCAAUUUAAACGUGGGCUCGCCAUUGCUUACUAGUAUUAAACAAAUAGUAGUCGAUGUCGCAAGCACCAAUGGUGUCCUAGAUUCAAUCCAGUCUGCAGCUCAAGCUGCCUUACAAGUUGGCUGGAGUGUUCUGUUACCAACGGCUGAAGAGAGAGCUAAAGCUCUAUGUUCGCUGAUGCCAGCUUCGGAUUGGAACUGCAGUAAUCUAAGUCAAGGUCAGCAUUUCAUGACCGAUUUGUUAGUUUCGAGUUUAAUGGCCGAUGGAGGGUUGGAAAUUAGUUUACAAGCUGCUAUUAAAGUGGAAAUGUCAGAAUCAAUGAGAGAAGAUUCGUGCACAAAUUCAGCCACAAAUUUCUCGCCUAUUCCAUUACUUCAGUUAAUUAAACAAUUACUCAGGAACUGUUUGUCUCAAACGUUGACCAAUCUACAGCUUUUAAAACCGAUUCAAGGGACCAACGAACGAUCGCCCAGUUUAACUUUAUUAAUAAGAUUUCAACGACUGCUAAUAGCUCAAAUAUAUCAAAAUAAAACUUCCGAGUCGCAAUAUUCUUGGGAAUGUGAUGAAAGAAAUAUGGGAGCUGAAUCUUUGUUUAGGAAAUAUUUGCAACAUUUGAUAAAUUACGUUUGCCAGGUAUUGAAUACCGCUUCAGAUGUGGCUUCCAGAAGUAAUAAGCAUUUCUAUACAGUUUGUAAUAUUUUGAAAAAUACCGGCGUUGAAAUCUUGCUUCCGGAAUUAUUAAUAUGUCUGAUAAUGUUACACGAAGAAGUGCCUCUGUUAUUACAUAAUAUCGACUGGCUGGAUUUAUUCGGACCUUUGUUCAAUUCGUUAGAACAAUUUAAUAAAAUAACUCCUCAUUUAGAAAAAGAAGAUGACGACGAAAUGUCAUGGCCCGGAGUUUCCGUCAAUUACAACUCAUCAGCGUAUAAAAAUCCCGAAGAUAUGCCUUCAGUGAGAAAAGCCGACGUUGAAAAUCACAACAGAGAUGGGGGAUUUUGGAUCGUUUAUAAUAAUAAAGUUUACGACAUUCGAGACAGUGAUGGACCAGGUGAAAUGGAAGCUCUGAGAAAAUAUUUCAAAGGCGAGCUUUCUAUUAAAAGCGAAGAUUUACUUACCCCUUCUCCGGAAUUAUUGCAGUCUUGUUGCGUCGGAAAUUAUAUUGAUCCAGAUGAAGAUGUUUCUCAACCUACCGAAAUAAGUUACACGAGUUCACCUUUACUGGAUUGUCAAAGAACACUGUCGUAUUUAUUGGGUUUCCAUGCUCGAUGUCUUUCCAUUGGUAUUCCCGUCCUUCAGACUGAACGUGAAAUGGCGCCUUGGCUCUCAGCAUCUUAUCUAAAAGGUGGCCUGACCCCGUUGAACCCUUAUGAAGAAAAAGAUGAAGCCAGAAGUACCAAUACCACACCUACCGAGCCCCCAGUGGGUACAUCUUGCCCAUAUACGCCCAAUUUCGAGAAUCCUGCCAACGAGAGCAAAUUAUGGGAUACGGUUUCUGCUUUUGACGCGUAUUUAUCGCAAAAUUUCAAGCAUCAGUCGUUGCUAUCGUUCAAUUGGAAUCAUCCGAUCGAAGAAGUGAAUAGAAUACUGUUAGCGGUGUUGAUUAAACAUCUAGCUUUGGGUCCUUUAGUAGUGGAAUGUUUGCAACAAGAAAAUCGUAAAAUACCCGAACAUUUCGAAGUGAUAGCGAACGUACUUCAUAAAACUAAAUUGAAACUAAUUCAAACGAAACAAGAACAGAAUCAAUCCUACAAAGAACUAUGCGUUCCGUUUCUCAACAAGUGCAGAUUUCUGCUGAACGAAGUUCGCCCGGCUACCAGCCACGAAGUAAAUGCUUUCGAUCGUUUGCAGUUUCUAUACACGGAAACUACGCUUAAAAAAACUGCCAAACAUGUUAUAAAUUGUAUCAGAGCUCAAAAGCACUCCCAAGAAAAUAUUAAAAAGUUUCCAGAGCAGAAAAUUAAAGAUUAUUUUGAAGAAAAAUCUGCAAACAAAUCAAAUGAAAGUGAUACUUCACGAAGUUCUGUUGUUUACGUGAAACCAGGUAAGCCGGAGCUUAUCCACGCUAUUGUUCAGUUCGUAACCGAAGAAAAUACUGCUGACAUUGAACUCAUCAGAAGAGCAAUGUGUGUCCAAGUGGAACGAUGUAAUAUGCGAAAACAAGGAUACGAUUUGAUGCUGAAAUUAUUAGCUCUUCCUACGGUUGUCGCUUCAGUUAAAUAUAAUAUUAUGAAUGGUUGGUUAGUUACCUCUCCGAUGUUGAAUACCAACGAAACUCUAAUCCUGGACGGCGUAGUAACUCCGUACGAAAAAAUGGAAUUAUUAUACGCCAAGUACAGAAUCCUCCAAUGGACCUUGAAUAAAUUGAACAAAGCGGUCUCCCAAGCCGAUAAAUCGUUCAGAUUUGGCAUAUCGAAGGAUAAAAACUCGUGCUUUUCUCAAAGGAAGCUCUGCUGGAUACGUUUGGUUUUAUCGAUGAUUGGUUUAUUAUCCGAGACAACGAGUGGAAAUGAGCUUUCGUUUGUUAUAAAUAGCGGCUUGUUUGCCAAUAUUGAAUAUAUUUUCAGAGAUUCGGAUUCCGAAUCGAAUAACAAAAUAUUUUUCGGUAACAACUUUAGCAUCGGAGCUAUUUUCGAAGAAGAGCACUGUAUCGUUCGUACCAAUCAACUCGGCUCCAAGUCGACCAGUAUUCCGGUCUCAAGCGGACCUGGAUUGUUACCUUACAUGAAACCAGGCUUACGUGUGGUCAGAGGACCAGAUUGGAAAUGGGGUGAUCAAGAUGGCCCAACAACAUCCAGCGAAGGUACAGUAAUUAGCACAGUUAGCAGCGAUGGAUGGGUACCGGUGAAAUGGGAUUCUGGUACAAGGAACGCGUAUCGUAUGGGUAAAGAUGGUAAAUACGAUUUGAAACUGGCUCCUGCCGGAAGCGAAUUAGUUGAUCAGUCUCCAGUAACUGAAGAAGAGAACAGCAAAGAUAUUGAAUCGGAAAAAGCCAAGUUGAAAAAUCCCAACGAUGUUUUGAAAAGAGCUUCUGUUGGCCUACUCAAAAUUCUAUCACUGUGUACCGGAGUGUAUUCCGAUAGCGUUCAAGAAUCCAGUGUUCGCAAAGUAUCCCAUUAUUUGAGAUAUAAUUUACAGGAACGUCAUAAGAAGAAACUUUCCUUGACCGAUUCGAAUGCUAUGUUCCAACGUGAUUGGGUCUCAUUAGGAUUCCUAAGAACGAUAGCUCGAUCUAAAAAAAUUUGUACCGCACUGUGUGCCCCCUCUUGGUUACUCUUAUUGUUUAACAUUAUUUCUGGUCAAAAUGUAGGGUAUCCUACCACCUUAACUAUGCAGUUACAAGCUUUGAGAUUGCUCCAAACCAUAUUACCAGUUGGAUUAAAUGAUGCUAAUUCGUAUCCUAUCGUUAUCAAGAAGCUUUUCCAUUUAUUGGGCAGCAUUGGGAUGCUCUGCUACCCGGAUCUGACUUUGUAUAAUUUCGUUGAGAAGAAACCAGUGGUCUCAUUGACAGCGUCAUCAACCAGCACAAUCGUCGAAGAGUUCGUAGUUCUGUUGAGAAAGCUGCAUAGCAUACCUGAUUGGACAGAUGCGUUUAAUUCGUUCAUGAUUUCGAAAUUGGCCACAGCUGCCGAUUUACUCUCUCAUCCUAUUCUAUCUUUAGAGAAUGAAAACGAAGAAGAUAUGUCGGAGAUUUUAUACAGCUCAAUAGCUUCGCUGAUGGUAUUUGGAGGUCUCGAUUCUAGACCCAGAUUAGGUGGAAAUGUUUUGGAUAGUGGUCUUAGAGUUGGGACAAUUUGCAACAUUGUUGGUAAAAACGCCACCGUCAUGGUUCAGUUCCACGAUACGAAUAGAAUCGAGCAAAUGGCAUUGAAACCAUUGAAGGCUUUACCAUCUCCUCGAUUUCAGUUGGAUAGAGUACCUAGUACAGAUCUAUUCCUGGAUACUUGGGCCACCCUCAUAUCUAUGGCUUCAUUGAAUCACAUAAAAAAGAAUCGUUUUACAUCGGUGAACAUUCCUUUACUGCGUAAUCAGCAGCAAAUUCUGAGCGUAAUUAAAGCUGGACGAUUGCUUCUAAAUUACCAAUCUCGUUUGAGAAAAGUUCUCAAAAGACCCACACUGGAACCGCACAUGUCUUUAGAAGCUCUAAACGAGAUCGAUGUUAUCGGCGAUGCGAGGCAGUCUUUACUUCUACAUCAGCUCAUCAUCAACGCCGUUCAACCAACUUCCUUGAAGCCUAUUUUUAGCCGCAAAGAAUUAGAGGAAGCUGCUAUAAACAUAAGUCAAUAUCUAGCCGUCGAUAUGUACGCGAAACAGAAAAACGUCCCGAAUAACCAAACGAAUAAUAAAAACGCGAUAGAUUCACCCAAUCGAUGCCCGUCUCCUCCGGUCACCCCUCUUACGGCGCAAUUAAUUGAAAUGGGAUUUUCCAAGAAAGCUGUCGAGAUUGCUUUGAAAGCUACAAACGAAAUGCCCGAAAGUUGCGCCAAUAUCGAGCAGUUGGUUGCGUGGCUUUUAGAAUACUCCGAAGAAUACCAGCUUGUGGCGGAUUGUUUGACUACCCUCGAGAAUAACAAUCGAGAAAUCAUCAGCGAAAAUAACAACGCGGCAUUGGUUCCUAAAUGUCCUGUUACCGUUUAUAAGAAGAGGAGUGAAUUUUCCAAUGAGAACGAGUAUGCGACUUAUGUGCGAAAUAAUUGUGCCAUUGGAAUGUCUGUGCGGUGUUGCCGGUCGUAUGAAGAAGAAGUGUACGAAGGGGAUACCGGAGUCAUAGUGAAAAUAAAUAAUGGUGGAUUGCACGAUUUGAAUUUACAGGUUGACUGGCGUAAUAAAGGAUACGCUUAUUGGGUUAGAUUUAUUCACGUAGAACUUCUGGGAAACUUGAACACAAUUCCGACGAUCAAAGUAGGAGAUACAGUUCGUGUCAAACCCUCAGUUGUUACGCCCCAAUUCAAAUGGGGCUCUAUAACUCACAGUAGUGUAGGAAUUGUGACUGCUGUGAGUAAAAGUGGUCAACAAAUCACGGUGGACUUCCCUCAGCAAGCUAACUGGAUCGGCAGUGUAUCUGAAAUGGAAGUUUUACCUCCUCACCAUCAAGAAAUAGCUUGCAAUUAUUGUUUCAUGAGACCCAUAGUUGGGGCUCGAUUCAAAUGCAAAGUCUGCGAGAAUUAUAAUCUUUGUGAGAAUUGUUUUUAUACACCCUACGAUCAUCAGCAUAAUUUUGUCCGCAUUGCAGAACCGGGAAGCGCGGCUAUUUUCGCCGGAAAACCGAGGAAAAUUGAAAGGCACGGAAUUUUCACUAUUUUGGAAACUGACGUCAUCGAGGAUAAUUUCGCUUGUAUCAAGUACUUGACUACAUCUUCGCGAGAAAACUGGGCUAGUCAUUUAUUGGACAUGUAUUCUGAUAAUUAUUGGCAAAGUUGCGGAUCUCAAGGAAAGCAUUGGAUUCGAUUGGAAAUGUAUCCGGAUAUUUGUAUUCAUUCUUUGAGAAUGAAAGUGGAUCCGAACGAUACCAGUUACAUGCCUUCAUUGGUAAAAGUAUCCGGUGGUAAUAACUUUUUAUCCAUGACCGAGCUCACCGCUGUCAGUAUUCAUCCGAGAGAUACACUCGUUACUUUGUUAUCAGAUGUUCACGAGUAUUAUCCUUGUAUUGAAAUAGCCAUCAAGAUGUGUCAAAAUGGCGGAAUCGAUUGUAAAAUACACGCCAUCUACGUUACCGGCAAAAAAAGAUCUAGUAAUAAUUUACCAUCCAACGCUUGUUUCCUAGCCUCUGAUUAUAAUGAUAUUCAAAAUAUGGUAUUUACUGAAAAUAUUCACAUGGGCGUCCCUCAAGAGAAUAAAGUCUUCCUGUGGGGAUUGAACGAUAAAGAUCAAUUAGGCGGAUUAAAAGGAUCAAAAGUGAAGUUCCCAAUGUUCUCAGAAAAUCUGUCAGGUCUCAGACCGAUCCAUAUCGCCGGUGGAUCGAAAUCUCUGUUUAUUGUUUCCUAUAAUGGGAAAGUCUACGCUUGCGGAGAAACCACCAAUGGUCGCUUAGGACUCGGCACAAAUGUCAGCGCUUCGUUUCCUCGGCAAAUAAGCACUCUAAAUCGAUACAUAGUCCGAAAAGUAGCCGUUCAUUCUGGCGGCAAACAUGCCCUAGCGUUAACGCUUUCAGGGAAAGUUUUCUCGUGGGGAGAAGGCGACGAUGGUAAAUUAGGCCACGGAAACACGUUGAGUCUAGAUAAACCAAAGAUGAUCGAGUAUUUCAGAGACAAACGUAUCAAAGAAAUAGCCUGUGGAAGCUCGUACAGCGCAGCCAUCACAGCCUGCGGAGAAUUAUACAGUUGGGGGCUUGGCGAAUACGGUAGAUUAGGCCAUGGAGACAGUAUAACUCAAUAUAAACCGAAAUUGGUUCGAGCUCUCUUGGGCAAACACAUCAUUAAAGUCGCUUGCGGCAGCAGAGACGCCCAAACGUUGGCCUUGGAUAAUGAAGGAAUGGUGUAUUCGUGGGGUGACGGAGAUUUUGGCAAAUUAGGUCGAGGAGGCAGCGAAGCUUGCGAUAUACCGUGUAAUAUAGAAUUCCUCAAUGGUAAAGGAGUCAUUCACGUCGACUGUGGAGCUCAGUUCUCUUUAGCUUUAACCAAAUCCGGACAGAUCUGGACUUGGGGUAAAGGAGACUACUACAGAUUGGGAUUAGGCACCGAUCAACAUGUCAGGAAACCUACCCUAGUUUCUUCUCUCAAAGGGAUUCAUAUCGUAGACGUGGCUGUUGGUGCUCUUCAUUGUUUAGCUGUGUCAUCGAACGGAUCGGUUUAUGCCUGGGGAGAUAAUGAUCACGGUCAACAAGGCAACGGUAGCACGAUGGUGAAUCAAAAACCCACAAAAGUCGACGGUUUUGGCAACGUUAGAGUGAAUAGAGUAGCCUGCGGAUCAUCUCAUUCGGUUGCCUGGCAAGCUUAUGAACCUCCUGGAUGCCGCAGUGUUGAACCGAUACCAUUCGAUACACCUAACGAUCCUCUUGGAACUAAUAUGCUCGGUUUAAACGAAAGUAAAAAAGAUGAACCCGAAGAAGAUGACGAAGACGGUGAAACGAGUAAUCCCACAUCUCUCGCACCUCCGUCUUUAUCCAAACAAAUACUUUCACUGGAAUCGAACGUCGCCAAACAGACGGCCCUUCAGCAUGUGCUAAAUUCAUUAAGAGUGAUGUACGCUCGAGACGCUGUCGUCGCCGCUUUAUCGUCGUCUAUCAAAAUUGAGAGCAAUAUUGCUGAAGAAAAAGAAGACUUGGAUGAAAUGAUUGCCAGCACAACCAACGUACUCUCUGAAUCGUCCAUAUCUACCAUCGCUCGUGGAGGAGGUGAAGCUCCUGCAGCAGUCAUCGAGUCUAGUGAUGAAUUAGCAUCUUCGAGCAAUAUGACUACGCCAGAUGAACCAGAGAAUCCUUUGAACGCGUUUCAGUCGACGACCAGCUCAGGGAGCGCUUCUUACCAUAUGAGCGUAUCCAGAAUGUCAACCAGCACGAUGUCUAUGAUCGCAGCUACGUUGAAAUCCAAUUCUCAAGUUAUUGGAGUUACCGAUACGGAUAUCGUGAAUCCUUCUAUUUUAGACGAUUUCACUAGUUUAUUGGGAUCGAACGAUGCUCGUAUUUUGGUGGAUUUAUUAAAACUCGCCGUCACCGGAAGAAUGGGAGAUAAUGCCAAGGAAACGUUAGCCAAUGUUUUAAAAAUUCUAGCUUCAUCUGAUCCUUCGAUAGCUGCUAUGAUACUGGAAAUCUGCGUUUUCGAGUUAGAAGACGUUGCUAUCAAUAACAAUAUCCUACACGCUUUGCCAUCUCCUCUGGUUCAAGAAAGUUCUCAUCCUUACGGUGGUCAAAUCAUCACCAACGGCGCAGUUAGAAUCCCAGGCGCUGAAUCUUUACGAAUUGAAUUCGAUCGAAGAUGCAGCACUGAAAAGAAUCGAGACACGUUAACCAUAUUCAAUCCGUUCCGAACGCUGGUUUAUGUUUUAUCCGGACGCGAGUGGAGUGAUUGGUCGAUGCAGUUGUUUAUUCCUGGCGAUGAAGUACGUUGGAAAUUUAUGAAAGAUAUGAAAAACAACGGCUGGGGAUGGAGAUUCACCGUGUAUCCUGUGAUGGGUAAACGACGUUACGGAUCUGAUCGCGAUAUACUCUCGAAACCCUCGAUCGAAGUUGUCAUGUGCCUGCUGUAUCCUUGUUUGAUGGUUGAUCCCCAAGAAGGAAUCAUUAAAAGAUUAAUUGCAGCUUUGGCGUCUUGUGCUCAAUUGACCACUUUAGAGGCUAAAGAAAGAAUGUGGUGUUUGGAUAAAAUAACCGAGUACAUUAAAUCUCCGUUGAGAAAAAUGAUGCAGAUGCCUACGUUUUUACAAACCGAUAUCCUAGAUUCACCUUUAUCGAAUUUAAUGCGGGCUUUACCUCGAUUACUAGUUAAACAAUACGAAUACGAAGAUCAUUUAUUGAAAAGAAGCAAGCAAUUGUUGUACAGUCCGUUUUUCAAGUCGACAGUGGCUCUAGCUUGUGAACUUGAACUGGAUGCUCAAGCUUUAUGCGGAGAAACUGGCAAAUGGGCUUGGUUCAAGCAUUAUUGUAUGGCUCGAAGAGUAGCAGAUGCCUUAAUUCAUCGUUCCACGAUACCCAAAGCUUUCUGUCUCGAAGUUCGUAAAGUUAUCGAGCAUGAUCCCAGUUUCACUCGAGAAUUUUCAUACGAUUACGAAAAUAACGAAUUAUUCACUCGAGAACAUGAUGAGCAAUUGUUGAUGUGGUUAAAUAGAAAACCAGAGAAUUGGAAUUUGUCGUGGUCUGGUAGCGGCGUAAUUUACGGCUGGGGUCAUAACCAUCGAGGACAGCUGGGUGGAGUAAGCGGUAAUCAGGUAAAAAUACCUACUCCCUGCGAAGCUUUUACCUCUCUACGGCCUGUUCAGUUAGCCGGUGGUGAACAAUCUUUGUUUGCUAUUACCUCAGAAGGACGAGUUUACGCUACAGGUUUCGCUGAUAAAGGAAGAUUAGGUAUUGGAGAUAUAUCUCAUCUGAAUCAAGCCAAUCCAUUCAUAAGUACUCCUAUGUUACUCGAACCUUUGACGAAAGUUUUCAUUAAAAAAGUCGCCGUUCAUUCUGGUGGUAAACACUGCCUAGCUUUAGCAUCAAACAACUACGUAUUCGCUUGGGGAGACGGCGAAGAUGGCAAAUUAGGCUUAGGGCAUAAACGAUCGUGUUAUUCGCCGACGAGUAUAGAAUUUCUGAAAGAUAAAGAUAUCGUAGACGUGGCCUGCGGCGGAGCUCAUUCGGCAGCCAUCACCAGAAGUGGCAAAUUAUACACUUGGGGUAGAGGACGGUAUGGUAGAUUGGGCCAUGGGACCGGUGAAGAUCAACUGGUGCCGAAAUUAGUCGAAGCUAUUCUAGGUUACCAUGUUACCGACGUUGCAUGCGGAAGUGGCGAUGCGCAAACGCUAUGCAUCACUUCUGAUGAUAAUGUUUGGUCCUGGGGUGAUGGAGAUUAUGGCAAACUUGGUCGAGGUGGAGCCGAUGGAUGUUCUAUUCCACUAAAAAUCGAGUCAUUGGCUGGUCUUGGUGUGUGUAAAGUGGAAUGCGGUUCUCAGUUUUCUGUCGCUUUGACACGUUCCGGAAGUGUUUACACUUGGGGUAAAGGAGAUUAUUACAGAUUGGGUCAUGGAACCGAUGAACACGUGAGAAGACCGAAAAAAGUAGCUGGUCUUCAAGGCAAGAAAAUCGUCAGCAUUGCUACAGGUUCACUCCACGUUGUCGUAUGUACCAAUAAAGGAGAAGUAUUUGCUUGGGGUGAUAACGACGAAGGUCAAAUCGGCGACGGGACUUUGAAGGCUGUUCCUAGACCUCGAGCCAUUCCAGCGUUACAAGAUCGUAAUAUCUCAUUAGUUGUGUGUGGCUCAGCUCACACAUUCGCCAAAAGCUCAGAUAAACCUGCCUCCAGAAUACAUAAUAUGCCUGCUGAAGUUCCGCUGGAAUACGAUCUACUGAAAGACUUGCCACUACCAUUGAUCAGGAACAGAUUGGUACUGUUGCAUUACUUCUCUGAUUUAUUGGCACCGGUUGUGAAUAUGUUUCCUUUGGAAGGUGAUAUUAGUUUGGAUAAGCUGAGAGGUAUUUUAGUGUAUUCGGCCAAAGAAAGCAUUUUCAGAAAAGUAUUAAACACAACGAUGGCCAGAGAACCUCAUCACGGUCCUACCAUCGAACUGAAUCGUAUACAGGUGAAAAAAUCCAGAGUAAAAGGUGGUUACGCCGGACCAGACGGCAUUAAAUCGGUAUUCGGUCAAAUGGUUAUGAAAUCUUGUCUAACCAGAGAGGCUUUAAUGCUUCCACAUCGCGUUUGGAAAGUUCAGUUUGUCGGCGAAAGUGUCGAUGAUUAUGGCGGCGGAUAUAGCGAAAGUAUUACGGAAAUGUGCGAAGAAUUACAAAAUGGCUCGUUACCUCUUCUAAUAUCUACUCCGAAUGGUAGAGACGACACGGGGACAAAUCGAGAUUGCUUCAUAUUGAAUCCAAUGGCUAAAUCUACGCUGCAUUUGAAUAUGUUCAAUUUCUUAGGUGUUUUGAUCGGUAUCGCUAUCAGAACCGGAAGUCCGUUGAGUCUGAACUUGGCGGAACCAGUUUGGAAACAAUUGGCUGGCAUGCCUUUGACCAUCGCUGAUAUCACCGAAAUCGAUAAGGAUUAUAUUCCUGGAUUAUUAUUUAUUCGAGACAUGAAUCCGGGUGACAAGAGUCUCUUAGACAUACCUUUUUCGACGACCAGUUCCUCGGGUCACGAAAUAUGCCUAUCUUCAGUUCACCGGAAAGUAACUCCGAAUAAUAAGCAAGAUUUUAUUCGAUUAGCCCUAAAUUACAGAUUGCAUGAAUUCGAUGAACAAGUGGCAGCAGUUCGAGCAGGAUUAGCCAAAGUCGUUCCGGCCGCUUUGUUAUCCUUAUUCACUGGUUAUGAGCUGGAAACAAUGGUCUGUGGAUCUCCCGAUAUCCCGUUAGAUCUGCUGAAAUCGGUCGCUGUUUAUAAAGGAGUACUUCCAACGGACGAGCUGGUUGAAUGGUUUUGGGAAGUGAUGGAAGAAUUUACCAAUCAAGAAAGAUCCCUAUUUUUACGCUUCGUCUGGGGUCGUACCAGAUUACCUAGAACGAUCGCCGAUUUUCGAGGAAGAGAUUUUGUACUCCAAGUUAUGGAUAAAUAUAAUCCACCAGAUCAUUUCCUACCUGAAAGUUACACUUGUUUCUUUUUGUUGAAAAUGCCUCGGUAUUCAGAUAAGUUCGUUUUACGAGAAAAGCUGAAAUACGCUAUUUACUUCUGCAAAUCCAUCGAUACAGACGAAUACGCUAGGAUUGCGAUUCCUGGUACCGGUUUAACAUCGAGUAACAGCGAUAGCGAUGGUCUUGAAAGUAUUACCGGAGAUGAAACUACUCCCACUUAGUUCAUAAAUCGAAAUUUUAUCGAUUUAAAAAAAAUUAUUACUUUUAAUUUCUGCGUGUUUUUUUCAACGUACUACCUUCCUUUUAUUUUUCCCCGGAUUGUUACAGUGUCCUAGUCGCGUUUUUGUGUGUUUUUUUUAAAACGAUGAUGCACUUUUUUUUUUGUCGAUUUUUUUGGUUCCAUUUGCGAGGUUUUGUGAUGUGAUAAUUUUAAAUUUACGAGUAUUAUAAUUUAUACGUUGCAAUGGUGCGUUCUAGAUUUCUAGUCAUUAUAUUUUACGUAUGUUAAUAUUUUUAUUCAUUUUGUUUCUCAUGCGUAUUCUUUCUCUGUAUUAUUAAAGUAAUCAUAAAUCAUCCAUUUUAA